Messenger RNA from Camarhynchus parvulus, 1331 nucleotides. RefSeq lists its product as uncharacterized. The coding region runs from base 76 to 1014 and encodes 312 amino acids. The transcript has 5 exons. NCBI's taxonomy places the organism in Eukaryota, Metazoa, Chordata, Aves, Passeriformes, Thraupidae. The record is from RefSeq and is a predicted model, not a curated record.
CCCGCCCGUCCCUGCCCUGAACCAAUCGGUGCCCGAGCUCGGAGCGCUGGGGGAAACCAAACGAGAGCGCGGGCGAUGGAGCGGAAGCUCAGCCUGGAGCAGCGAACGGAGCGCCUGGUGCAAAGGAGCCAGGCCCUGCUCAGGCCCCGCCCCCGCGGGCCGGAAGGGGUGAAGCCUCUGCUUGGCUCCGCCCCCUGCAGCUCCACCCUCGAUGACCCCCUCGUCCAAUGGCGCUUGAGGCGGUGCCAAGGGGAGGAGCCGGCGCUGGACACGCCCCCGGUGGGCAGGGCCCUGCUGGGCUCUGCUGCUCCCCGGGGUUCCCUGCAGGGAGUACCACCGGGGAGGUCAUGUGACCCACCUGAGGCGCCAUGGCCAAUCGGGAGACACUUCUGCAAGCACCAGGGGGCGUCUUCACCCCACGCUGUGUCCCAGGAACCCUUGAAGCAGGAUCCAUGUAGGAGGCCGCCUGACUCCCACAAGACCCUAUGGCCAAUGAGGAGCAGCUCUCUGGAUACCCUGCAGGGGGCACUAUACUCACAGUCACGUGACUCCCACCAUGCCCUGAGGCAAAUCAGCCGCAGCUGCUGUGCUCCUCUGCACAAGGGGAAGGGGGCACCACCUGGUGGGAAGCAAGACUCCCAUGAGCCUUUGCUGCAGGAGCCAUUUUGGGGGUCAGAUGACUGCCUCGGGGCUCUGUGGUGUGCCCCAUAUUGGAAGGAUGCCCUGCGGCCUGCAAAGGAGGCGCUUCCGGAGCCCCUGCGCCAGGGAGGGCCCGGCUUGAGGUCACGUGACCCCCGUGAGGCCCCACAGCCAAUCCGGAGCAGUGCACGUGAUGCCCUCCAGGGGGUGCCAUGGCAGGAGCCACUGGCCCCCCCAGGCCCUCUUGGGGACCCCCUCCUCUGGAUGCUGCGAUGCCACCGCCGGGCCGUAAGAGGACGCCUUCGGGCCAUCGAGACCCUCCUGGAAUGCCCACCUGGGCACCCCCAACCCAUGGUGGGGCCAUUAAAGCAAUGACACCCCAAAAUUGCACCAGGGAGGUGGGGAGACCCCCAAAACUCCCUCCCUUACCUCCCCCACCUUUAGGAUUCCCCCAAAUCCCCUCUGCCCCGAAAUGUCCCCAAGAGCAUUUGGGGGCUUCUGGGGGCUCCAAAGCGGCUGUUGGUGGAGUGCUGGGUGUCUCUAGGGGGUCCGUGAGGGUCUGUGGGGUGUUUGGAGGGGCUCUGAGGCUGAGGAAGGGAUUUGGGGAGUUUAUCAGGAGCGCUGGGAAUCGGGAGGGGUUGGGAGGGCACUGUGUGUCUUUAGGGCGUCUAGAAGAGGUCUAUGGGAUUUUU